This is a messenger RNA of Chlamydomonas reinhardtii, 1068 nucleotides long. RefSeq lists its product as uncharacterized. NCBI's taxonomy places the organism in Eukaryota, Viridiplantae, Chlorophyta, Chlorophyceae, Chlamydomonadales, Chlamydomonadaceae. The coding region runs from base 74 to 778 and encodes 234 amino acids. The transcript has 2 exons. The record is from RefSeq and is a predicted model, not a curated record.
GGUCACUACAUAAUGCUACCACGCAACUGUACUGCUACGCGUGGCGACCCAAGGACCCGAUUCCCGCCCAAACAUGUCCAGUUCUCACCAGGACGACGACCAGUCCAUAGCUCGCGCGCUGGGACUGGAGCAAUUUGCAGUGGACGAGGAAGAUAGCGCCUCAGUAGGCAACUUCAUCGCGCCCAAGGUUCUUGAAGCGCCUCGGGGCGUGGGCGAGACCGAACUCGACAGCGAGGGCAGGCAUCUGCAGCGUUCUGAAGGCGCCGGCACAGAGCCGAGUGUGGUCCAAUGGGAACAGCACCAGUACCAGCACCAGCACCAUCCACACGCAGCAAGCUACCAGGACCCGCGCAGCGGGGACGCACACAGGGAGCUCCACCGCGCCUCGGGUGGUGGCGUGUUGAGGGCUGCGGCCUCCACUGGAACGCCGAUGCACUCCUCUGCGGGUCCGACACAAGUUCAGCCACAGCAGAACCCCCGACGGCAGAGGCAGCAGCAGCAGCAGCAGCAGCGCCAGCCAAGGAGCCAACCGCCCAAGGCUGCACGGGUGGCUUCUGCAGCGGAGGAGGAUGAGGCGCAGCAGCAGGCUGCGCAGGCGGUGGCUCAAGUGCUGAGUGGAGCUCAGGUGCCGCGCCUGCCAGCAUUUCGGGCUCUCAUGGACCUGGUCAACAACUCGGCCCCGGCGGCUGCGGCAGCAAGAGCGGCCACUGGGCAGAAGGCGGAGAGGAAGGGUAGCCAUGGGGCCGCGGGCCUGCCUGGCGGGGCUGGAGCAGAGUGAGCAGGUGGAGGCGGAGGGUUUGAGACGCUAGCACAGGAUAUAAACUGCGAAGGAGGCGUGUACGGUAUGGCAGGUCAGGCUUUCGAGUGCAGAACAACCUGGGCGGGGGCCAGUUGCAGGCUCCGCGAGCCCAGACUCCAGACAUUCGAAGUCUGAGCCUCGUCCUUUGGUCCUAAGGGGAAAGGAGACUUGCCAUGAAAUGCGGCGAACUGAUGUCAAAACACAUAGGGCGCCCCGAGUCAUUCCUGAGUCGGCGAUGGUGGGUUCAUGCGGUCUUCCGAUUUCAGUCC